Mercenaria mercenaria is the source of this 7096-nucleotide messenger RNA. RefSeq names its product doublecortin domain-containing protein 1-like. Gene Ontology annotation, biological process: intracellular signal transduction; regulation of mitotic cytokinesis. Lineage: Eukaryota; Metazoa; Mollusca; Bivalvia; Venerida; Veneridae. Gene Ontology annotation, molecular function: microtubule binding. The transcript has 30 exons. The record is from RefSeq and is a predicted model, not a curated record. The coding region runs from base 37 to 4395 and encodes 1452 amino acids.
AAGGAGGCAAAAGUUUUCAGAAAAGAGCUUUCCUUCAUGCAAGAUGGAGAGGAAGACAAGGUCAAGGUCGCUAUCAAAAUUCUGUCUAUGUCUAAAGAAGAGGUAGAGGAGGCUCUCACUUAUACUGACAAGGACAUUGAUCAGUUGAGUGAGUCUCUACAGAGGAUAGAGGACAAGUUGUUGAACUUACAGGAGAUGUUGGAUAAGGAGGAGGAAGAGGGGACUAAUUACAAGAUGAGACAUAUCAAAACACUGCCGCAAGAUAAGUCAUACAAGAUGGUGGGAGUACCAGGACUUAAGCUCAGGGUGCAUGAGAAUGGAACAGUGAAUGCUCCUAGAGAUUUCUAUUUCAACUUACGCAAAGCUACCCAAGGAAGUACGAAGGAGCUCUUGUUAAAAAGACUGUUGGAUGAGUUAUCGGGUAUAUUUGUUAAUCCGCAAAAUCCCAAGUUGGCACCCAUAGCCAAGAAGAUCUUCAAUCAGUUUGGACGAGAAGUUAAAGACGUGUUCAGUCUACAGACUGAGGAUGUGGUCUGGGUCUCCUUCGGAGAAUCUUACAUCUCCCCGUUCACAUAUGCGUUGCAAGUGAUAUUUGAUAUGGCGAAAGGGAAGGAUGUGUUUGAAGAGAAGCAAGUGAUCCUUAGAGAACAACUGAUGCCAGAAGAAGGUUUUGAAGGCAUGGCAGAUCAUGAGAAAUACGAAGCAAGUAUAGGUUUCCCGGCAGUAUAUGAGUAUGAAAAGUGUAAACAUGAAGGUGAAAAGGCUCAAGUUGAUCAAAUGGCAAGCAUGGCAGAGUUGGAUCCUCGGGGACACUUUCUACAGUUUAUGCCAGACCCCAAGAAGGUAUUAUACCCAGAAAUCAUAAUGAACCACAAGUUACCUAUAGGACAUAAAGAACUCUGGCCGGCUGAAUCACAGAUUUGGGUUGUAUCAAAGUCUGGCUUUAUCUUCAUAAAACCAUUCCCCCAGCUGUGCCUCGCUGUGACUGAGGUGAAGAUUGAGACAAACUUGACUGGCAAGGAUACCAAGGUAUCCGGCUAUGUUGUCUCACUACAGAAGAAGAUGAUUGGCAAUCCGCACCAACUCUGGACGUUCAAUCCUGAUGCCACGAUAUCAUCUAAGGCCUAUUCAGAUAUGUUACUGACAUAUCUUGGUAAGAAAUUUGGUGAGGAAUCAGAGGACAGCGCUCAACCAGAGGGACUGAAGCCAGGCAGCCGGGUGUAUAUGGUGGUGACCGAACCCCUUACCAAGAAAGACAAAACACUCCAAAGGUUUGCGCUGAAACAAGAGAAAAUUGGAAACCUUGGACAAUGGAAGUUUAAUGAUGCUACAAACCCAGAAUGGAACAAACAAGCAUUGUCAUGGCCCGUGAAAGCAGAUGGCUCUCUCAAUAUGGAAUACGACUGGCCUAUGGAGGGGUACAUUCUGCCGUUUGCUCCAAAAUUACAUAAGAAGGAACAAGCAGAAGACGGCCUAUUUGGAAUGACUCCCCUUAGAUUACUGGUGGUGCGGAACGGAGAGAGGAACCUGCAGAUGGCUGUCCCAGUGGUUGGUCCAAAUCUCACUAAUUUCAUGAAAGAUCUAUCUAAAAAGCCACCAAAACCAGACAAGAAGAACCGUCGGCGUCAACAGGAAGAAGCAAUGAUGUCGCAACAAGAUAACACAACAGAUAACAUAGAACUUGAUGUUAAUCUUCACUGUCGAGAUCUCUCUGUCAGGGAACUCGAAUUCAGCAUGUUCCUCGACCAUUGCACAUCACUACUCAGUCUUCCAUUUGCUGGGCGGCGACUGUUUGAUGAGAACGGUAACGAACAUUUCUCAUUGAAAACAUUGAAACGUGACCAGCUGGUGUAUGUAUCAUGUGGAGAGAUCUGGACUGACCCUCAUCUCACCAAAAUGGAACAGCAACGACGAUACCUGUUGUCUCAGAUAUCUCAGGAUGUUGCCAAGAUGAGACAGUAUGCUGCGCUGAGAAACCCCGAAAAAUAUGUUCUGCAAGUGGAUCCGAGUAUGGCUCCGGGAGUACCUGUCAUCGUGAACCGACAGUGGUCCAAGGAUGAUGAUGACGUAGAAAUAGAAAGACAGAGUAUGGCCUCAGGAAAACCACCAAGUGUCGAUUCCAACCCUCAAUUACAGAAUGUGGAGGAGAUGGACGACCCUGAAAACAGGUUCAAGUUCCACCAGAAAUCGCAUGAUAAAUCUGAACAGCGUUUGAACAAUCUGAAGUGGCCGUGGGAACGACUUGUUAACGUUAAUAACAGUUUUGACAAUGAUCCUGAGGCAAAUAAGUUUACUGACAGGGAGAUGUAUGAGAAAUACAAACCUAAAGCAGUAACAAAGAUUUCACGAGAUACGCUACAGAGGUUUGUGUAUGAAGAUGGUUAUAUUGCGCUGGCAAAUAACCGCCAGCUGGUGCUAGGUGUGUCAGAGCCUGAGGGACGUAUUGUCGAAGUUCAUCUAGUAAAGAGAAGACCAGACGAUAUAUACCAGCAGUGGCUUAUGAGAGAAAAUGGAGAAAUUCGUCCUAGACAUAGUCAACAAGCAGUGCUCACAGUUUCCAUGCCAAAUAAUGAACCUUUUGCGGAAGAUGAGGAAGGUCGACCUUUGACCUUCUUUGGGUGCAAGGUUACGUUGCAGAGUCGUAGAACUAACGAGUUUGGUAAAGCUCACCAAAGAUGGAGAUACGAUGCUGAAACUGGAUUUAUUCAUGCAUUUUACGCAGAUCUUCCGGACAAGGAGAUAACCGCUGCCAACAAGGCCGAUGUUUGUACAUACGCUAUUGCAAACACUUCAAAGAUUGACCAGCCAGGCUAUACAGCUGAUGUCCCCAUGCAAACAUCAACUGACAGGGCUACAUUGAAGCGCAUAAAGGUUUGCAUGUCUUGUGCACGUGCUAUGAGAGGCAGAUAUAAGAUUUCAAAACUACCAGAAAAUACACAGUUUUCUUGUGCAAUGGGCAAUGCAAAGAAGUUAGGACUACAGCAGAUUGGUAGUUUCAAUGUUGUUAAUGGUAAAGUGGAUCUGUCUGCACAUGAGUAUGAACUUACAUUGCAAGAAUGGGAGGAAAAAUUGGCUAAACUAUCUGAAGAGACCAGUGCAAGGGUGAUAACGAAGGAAAUUAAUGUAGCAAAGACUGUUCAGACGGUAAAAGUGCUAGCAUACAAGAAUGGAGAGGGUAGGAUGAGACCAGGGGAGAUAAUCUGUGGUUCCAGCAUAAUUGGUAUACUGAACCAGUGUACUCUGCGACUAGGACUAAACCAGGCGGCAGUACGUAUGUACACGGAGGACGGUACAAUGGUUGUUGAGAUAGAGGACCUCAUUGACUGGGCGAUACAGAACUACAAAACCUUGAUGGCGGAUCAUCUGGAAAAACUAUACCAGGGUAAACAAGAUGAGGAUGAAAACCUGCAGCGAGGUGAAGGGGAAGGACAGGAAAAGGAAGGGGAGGGGCAAGAUGACGUGGGAGAGGGGCCAGACAAAGGAGAAACAGACGAUAAGGAGGCAGAUAAGACAUCUCGACAAAGAGAAUAUUUACUGAGUCAAGUGCGUCUACCCUCGGAGGAAACUAUUCUUCGCUAUCCAAUAGAAAUAUGGGUAUCCAGCGGCAAACCUUUUGUUCCACCAGAAGUUGUUGAGUCCAAGAUGGAGAACAGAAAGAAGAAGAGGGCAUUCAGGUCAGCCGUGUCAGUCGAGUUGGACAUUGAGAAACAUGUACUCCGGCAAAUGAAAGGAAGAAGACUGGAUGAGUUGAGCCCGGGAGAGUACAAGGGUACAAAGAACAGUAAUAAACCUGUGAUAGUUGAAGGUCAUUGGGAGGAACCAACUGCUGAGGAACAACAAAAACAUGACACUGUACAUAAACUACAGGAGCAUCUUGCUGAAGUGAAGAAAUACCAAAGAGAGAAAACAACUCCGUUGGUGUUAGACAUGAGUAAAAGCCUUUACAAACAACGAGAUACUAAACGUAUACUUGCUUAUCCUAAUGGGGAAUCUGUUGAACGUGCUACAUACAUCUGGGGUGAAAGUUUCCAACAACUCCUUGAUAGUGCUACAAUGAGGCUCAAUCUUUGGCAACCUGCCAAAAGGUUCUUCACAAUGGAGGGGAAAGAGGUAACGAAAUUCUCAAAAAUACAGAAGGAUGAGUUGGUUUGUGUAUCAACUGGUAAACCAUUCAAACAGGGACAAUCUAGUAGACUGGAUAUAGAGAUCAAGGCAAACUGGUCACGUGCACACAAACAGUAUGGUCCUACAUCUACAGAUGUCCAUGUUGAAGCACCAGCUAACCCUAAAGUUAAUGUUGAUCCAUUUGGACCCCCAGCACUGGCGCUACCUUUGACCAGUGGUGAUCAAGGAACCCAAAGUACAACAAGGCCCCAGACUGCCAAGGCAAAGUAAGGGAAAAGUACUGACAUACUAGCCUCUGCGGCAAAGUAAGGGAAAGUACUGACAUAGCCUCUGACCCAAAGUGAAAUGUUGAUGGGAAACAGACUUCUGACUUAUCAGGGUAGAAAGUAGAAUGUGAAUAUACUUUAUGUAGAUAAAUACAGACACGGAAUGCAUGAGUGCCAAUCUAGAUGGCUGUAGAACUUUUGUAUGAGAACGUUGUUUAAAAUAUAGACAUAACGUCAGCAGACAUGUCGCAAACAGAUGUUGACAUAUUAUCAGCUAAUGUUGGCAUAUCAUCAGCAGACAUUGACUUACAUUCAGCAGACAUUUACUUAUCAUCAGCCGAUAUUGACAUAUCAUCAGCUGACAUGUCAUAAUCAGAUGCUGAAUAUCAUCGGCCGACAUUGAUAAAUCAUCAGCAGAAUGUUAACAUAUCAUCAGCCAAUAAUGACUUGCCAUCAGAAGGCAACGUAUCUGGCUUGGUUUUAAAGGAGCUACCAGUAAUUUUUUUUGAAAGGCUUAUACCAAUACAUUUUCAGUAUUGAACUAAUGGUUGUUCAUGAUGAUCGAAUUCCACUUUUUCUAUUUUACAAAUACUCUAUGUUUGAAUGACAUUUGAAUUUCUACCAUUGUUAUUUAUUGUGAAGAUUGACUUAUAAAAGCUGUUAUAUACAACUAGUUUAGUUGUCUAUUAUUAGCCCGUUGUAAAUACUGUGUGUUGUAUAUGUUGAAAUUGUGCUAGAUACUAGUGUUCAAAUUGAAUCGAAAUUCACAAACUUAUAUUCUGUGAUAUAUUUCUUAGAGAGCAUGAUUUUAUUAUAUCAUGUGUUUUAAAAUGUUUUUUGCUUUAUUUGAAGGCACUUUCUUAUGUUGUAUUUUUAAUGCCUUUGUCAAACUGUUUUAUCUAAUAUUUUUUGCCAUAGAUAUUAAUAGUACAUUGUAUUUCCAUACUUUUAUACUAUAGUCUUUAUAUGUGAAUUCGAUAACUGUAAUUUCAUGCUACAUGUGCACAACAAUUCCAAGUUGUUAUAAUUUUACAAUGUUUUGUGAUUUUUCAAUUGAAGUGUCUAACACAAAGUCAUAUCUCCAUAGUUUUGAUAACUUUCCUCAAAAUGAUGAAAUUCGAGAGAUAUUGUUUGAUUUUGAUAUAAAUACAGUCUUUGAAAUUAUCAACAUAAGAAGUGUGGAAUGUCUGUAUUUUUAAGGUACAUGAAAUAAAAUAUAAGUAUCAUGGAAAAAAUUCAAGGGUCUAGGUAUUAAUGUUAAUUUCAGAGACUUGUAUUUAGAGCACUUGUUAGCUAAUCACAUGAUUUUACCAUUCUGACAUGACAAAACGGCUCAGUUGUGUACAAAACUGUCAAUAUAUUUUUAUGUUUUUAAAGUUUAUGUAAAUCAUAAACAGGUGUCAACUAUGUUUUUGAAUAUUCUGUCUUAUGAACUUUUAUGAAUUAUUUAUUAUUAUAUGUGAUAGUAUUAAAGUUUGUGUAUUGUUUUUACAUUUUGAGCAGUUUAUUUAUAUAUAUUUAUGAUAGGCCAACAUGUGGUGUGAAACUACAUCAUUUAGUAUAAAUGAAAAGCCAGAAGCAUUUUUUAAUUAUUUUGCAUUAGUCUAAAUGUUAGUCAAAUUCAUCUUUAUAAAUCUCAUUUACCGAGAAUUUCUUUACAUUCCAUGAAGUUUGAAUCUUUUAUAAAUCUCAUUUACCGAGAAUUUCUUUACAUUCCAUGAAGUUUGGAUCUUUUAAUAAUCUCAUUUACCGAGAAUUUCUUUACAUUCCAUUAAGUCUGGAUCUUUUAUAUAUCAAUCUCAUUUACCAAGAAUUUCUUUACAUUCCAUGAAGUUUGGACUAUAUUUACAAAGUUUUUUGACCCUCCACUCACAUACAUUCUGAACUAUUUCUUUGUACAUUUAAACCAAUCUGUCUCAUACAUUUACAUUUGUCAUUUUGAAAUUGUAACAUUCCGUCCACCAAAUAUUUUUAUUUUAUCUAUGUUGCUUAAAUAUGUUUUUUGUGCAGUUUAUUCUUUAUUUGUCUAUUUUCCAUGCCAAUGACUGCAAUAAUGCACAAAGGGGCAACUGUAGAUGUUCCGCUACCUCCAGAAGUUUGAAAGUCCCUGUUUGACAUAUAAUUAUGCCGUUUAAAAUUUAGGAAACGUUUUUAAUCUUUUUUUUCCAGUUGUCAAAUAGUAAGCUUGUCUGUGCAACUGCAAACAGUUUAAUAUAACUUUGUUCAUGAAUUAUAGAGGGCUGAGCACGAAACUAUUAUAUCUUGUUCCUUAUUUAUGUACAGUUACAAUGUAGUUCCAUGCUCAUCCCUUAGUAUGACUUGUCAUGACAAAUGUUGCCUAUAGAAAGUACACGUUUUAUUCAGUGUACCGUUCCUUCUGGCAGCAUUUCUUGGACUUUAAAUAGAUCUAAAAUCAAAUCAAUAAAAGUCUUGACAUUUAUUUGGUAUGUAUCCUGGAAAAACUCAAGUUCUAAGGUUUAGCUUUAGCUUUUAUUAUAAUGGUUUGGACAGGUUUUGUUGUUUUGGGCACAUCAUUUUAGAAGUUAGGAAACAUUUUUUUAAACUUUAUUUUUCCGGUUUUCAAAUGUUUCAUGCUUGUGUUAGAAUGGGUUGUGAUAGACUGUCUAUGGUCACUUGUGAUAGAUGUUUUUGUUAUGAAAUGUAGAAAAUAAAAUAUGACUAGAAUAAAACUUAAAUGAAUUAGA